Schizophyllum commune H4-8 is the source of this 1976-nucleotide messenger RNA. RefSeq lists its product as uncharacterized. The coding region runs from base 59 to 1786 and encodes 575 amino acids. The transcript is spliced from 3 exons. The record is from RefSeq and is a predicted model, not a curated record. Lineage: Eukaryota; Fungi; Basidiomycota; Agaricomycetes; Agaricales; Schizophyllaceae.
GUUCAGAACCAUCAUCCAGAGUUGCACUGUCCUCCGGUGCUCAACACCACAAAGCUCAAUGCUCAACGUCCCGGAGCUCAGACUCUCCGUAUUCCGCUACUUUUGGACGUCCGAAUUGUACUCCCUGAGGCUAGUAUGUAGGUCAUGGUAUCCGGAGGCAGAUCAGGCGCUGUGGGAAUCGAUAGAGAGGCUCCCAACGGUCCUACGUUUUCUUCCGGAGGAUGCGUGGGAGCAGGACUAUGAUAUCUCCACCUUUGGAUCGGGGGACAAGUUGACGAUCCACAAGUCCCCAACAACUUUGAGGAUAUUACGGCCGCUUACGACAGAAGACUGGCUCCCCGUUGUCGGUCGCGCUCGCUGCCUGAAGAAUUUCCGACUGACACGUUUCUUGAAUGAGUGCACGAACGAGACCCUCGAGGCUGUCAUCGCGUGUCCUCCGCCACGCGUCCCUCUCUUCCCAGGCGCACGCACCGCGCAGCUCCAUCGCCCAUACCACGCCGGUCAAGAAACAUUUGUCUACCACCGACUCCUCCCCAUCCUCCUCCCCUCGCGCGGCAUAUCCAAGCUGAACUGCGCCGUCUACGAGAAAGAUGUCCCUGACGCGCACGCCUUCCUCUCGCACUUCGCGUCCCUCGAAUCCCUGGACAUGGUCCUGUGCUCGGGCGAGUACGCGUACCGACACUCGCGUGUCAUCAAUACCUGGCCGUACUUCGUUUACGAUCCCUCACACGACCCGGCCAAGCGCUACGAUAUCCGGUUCAUCGCGGCACUCAGGAUAUGCCCCAUUCUCCGCGAAAUCCACAUCAGCUUUGACCCGCGGAUUACCGCGCACAUUUUGGAGGCGCUCGCGCAGCUCCCCGCGCUCCAAUCGCUGCGGCUGCACUUUGGAAACCACCCGAACCCGUCUGAGAGCGUAGAAAGUAGCCUUGACAGCCCGUCGUACUCGUUCCCGGCCUUCCCCGCGCUGCGCUCUCUUACCGUCGACGGGCUGCCUCCGACGGCCGUGGCACAGCUGCUGUCGACGAGCACGCCUACGCCGCUGCAUGAUGUCCGCAUCGAUUGUCCCUACGGGCAUGGCUACCUGGAUCCAUCGCACAUGACGAAGGCUCAGCUGACUGCCCUGAUUGAGCUCGUAACCUCCCAGCUGGUCCCCUAUAGCUCCCUGCGCACGCUACACAUCGUCGGGCACGGGUAUGAGAGGUACACCCUCACUCUGGAAGACCUUCUCCCGCUGUCUGGAUUCCCAGAGUUGCGCGAUCUCAGUAUAGGCAUCAACUCAACCAACUUCAGCCUGGAGGACAGGGAUUGCGAGCGCAUGGCGGGCUGGUGGCCGCAUAUCAAAACACUCCUGUUAGGUCCUGAAAUCUGCGGUGCCGAAGAAGUGGAGAAGGUCUCUCUCCAGGCCCUUCUUCAUAUGGCAGCCCAAUGCCCUGAUCUGACUCACCUUCGGCUUCCUCUCGACGCCAACGUUGUGCCGGAGCUCGAGCCCGCGCCCGGUCCGUAUCCUAAGCUCUUCAUGCUCCAUGGCGGCGACGCGCCGAUUGACGACGCUGUGUGCGUCGGGGGAUUCCUCAAGGCGACAUUCCCGGCGCUGCGAGACCUGUGGUACGACGCUUUUCAGUACGACGAAGAAGCCGACAGGAGGGAGGCGGCGUGGGACGUCGUUUACGAGAUGCUGACGGGGAAGAAGAGGGAUUAUGGGCCGGAUUUCUCGCAAAUAUACGAGAAGAAGCUUGCCACUUCCACUGCUUCGAAGCAAGACGGGGAUGCGCCGGAAAGGUGGUAGGGUAGUAUGACUCUAUUCAAUUGCUGUACACUAAAUACUCAGUUCACGUGUGCAUGUUCCAUUGCCUCCAUGGCGCGGCGCCGUUGUACUUAACUUAGAAGUUCGACUUUCGGCCCGGCCGGCCGCGAUUGCGGUCACGGGAUCUGACGCGUCCAUUGUCAAUGUCAUGGCGCCUAUUGUUCUUGCCUCC